This is a messenger RNA of Penicillium diatomitis, 1617 nucleotides long. RefSeq names its product guanine deaminase. The coding region runs from base 1 to 1617 and encodes 538 amino acids. Gene Ontology annotation, cellular component: cytosol. Gene Ontology annotation, biological process: guanine metabolic process. Lineage: Eukaryota; Fungi; Ascomycota; Eurotiomycetes; Eurotiales; Aspergillaceae. The transcript is spliced from 2 exons. Gene Ontology annotation, molecular function: zinc ion binding; guanine deaminase activity. The record is from RefSeq and is a predicted model, not a curated record.
AUGGCACAACCGUACGUCUACACAGUCUACAGAGGCACAUUUAUUCAAACAUCGUGUCCCCCCGACUCGAGCACCAGCCCACGUACAGAACUUGUUCGCAAUCGUGGCGCACUGUGGGUGUCUACGGCAGAUGGUCGUAUCAAAGGUUCGGACUGGCAAGCCCACGAUGAUCAAGGAUUCAGAGCUCUGAUGAGUCGAAUGAACUGGAUUGAUGUGGAUGCCUCAACCACAAAUGGCUUUCAUGUAGAAGAGAUCAAGGUCAAGAUUGUGCGCGCAAGCGAGGGGCGAAAUGAGUUUUUCUUCCCUGGAUUUAUAGAUACACACAUUCACGCCCCUCAAUUUCCUAACGUGGGAUUGUUCGGUUCAUCCACACUGCUAGAUUGGCUAGAAAAGUACACGUUCCCGGUAGAGUCCAAAUUUGGCUUUCAGGCGGACCAACUCCAAGGAAAAAACACCUUACCGGAGAGUACACCAGCGUCUGCGUUGCGAAUCUAUGAUCAAGUCGUGGCGCGUACGCUAUCUCAUGGAACAACGUGUGCAUCCUAUUUUGCCACCAUCCAUGUCCCCGCAACAAAUGCCCUUGCAGCACUCUGUCAUUCACGAGGACAACGGGCGUUCAUCGGGCGUGUCUGCAUGGAUAAUCCAGACUUUUGCCCCUCUUAUUACAAGGACAUUUCAGCCGAGGACUCCUUAAGUGCCAGUAGAUCAACCAUCGACUACAUACAUCGCCUUGAUCCCAAGGGGGUCUUGGUGAAGCCCAUUCUCACACCGCGAUUCGCGCCCACAUGCACCCGAGCUGCAUUAGAGGGCCUGGGAAAAAUGGCCGCUGAAUUCAACCCGCCUUUACACAUCCAGACGCACAUCUCUGAGAACACAAAUGAAAUUGCCUUGGUCAAGGAAUUGUUCCCUGAGGCCGAUAGCUAUGCAGCAGUCUACGACAGAUACGACUUGCUCACCAAGCGGACUAUUCUCGCGCAUGCGGUGCAUCUCACCCCCGAAGAGCGGCAGCUCGUUCGACAACGGGACGCCAAAAUCUCACACUGUCCGGCAUCGAACUCGGCUUUGGGCUCCGGCAUUGCUCCUGUCCGUACAUUCCUCGACGACGGCAUUAAGGUCGGACUAGGCACCGAUGUCAGUGGUGGCUAUAGCCCCAGCAUCCUGGAAGCCGUCCGCCAGACCUGUCUGGUAUCCCGAUUGCUAGGACACACGGCUUCAUUCAAGCAAAGCAAGACCGAGCAAGUGCAAGAGAAUGGCCACGCCGACAAGAAACCGUCCUUGGACCGCGAAAAACUGAGCGUGGAGGAAAGUCUUUACCUGGCCACUCGCGGCGGAGCAGCCGUAGUCGACAUGGCCGCCGAUUUGGGCGGCUUUGACGAGGGCAUGAUCUGGGACGCACAGCUCAUUGAGCUUGGAAGCGUGCAAGAUGUUACGCAAAGUCCGCUUUCCCAACAAAACAACGGUGUUUGCAGUCUCAUCAAAUCUGGGCCGGUGGGUAAUGUGGAUCUUUUCGAAACGGAGACUUGGGAAGAGAAGAUUCACAAAUGGGUUUGGAGUGGUGAUGACCGCAAUGUCAAGGCAGUUUGGGUCGGAGGCCGACUUGUUCAUUCGAGGUCAUAA